CUUCCGUGAGACACUUACAUAUUAAACAUAUAAACAUCACGUGUAAAUAGUCGAAAUUCGCUUGACAUGUUUCGUCGAGCAUUUUCAAUAAGCUGGCGCGAAAGUAUCCCGACGUAGAGCGUCCCUGCGCGAAACGCCGCGAACGGUAGUCUGGCUCCGUCGCGACGAAACGCUCGUAGAUAUCUAUCUCUAUCGCUCUUGCGUAUUGACGCGACGGAGCCAGACUACCUUUCGCGGCAUUUCGUUUUCGUUUCGCGUCGCAGAAAUGCCAUUCGGCUACGGCACCUGGAUGGAGGUACGGAAUGAAACAUGUCGACCGAAAUUCGACUAUUUACACUAAAUUUCUUCGUCUUUUUGAAGGCACAAGACCCGCCAGAUUGUGAGGGGCCUUUCUGUCCAAUAAAAUGCCCACCAGGCACCUACAGGUACGACACCGGUUGCGACUACCUCCAACCAGAACCAACCUGCAAGAACCCGAGGCCGGCAAAAGAGACAGAGUACCAAAUAUGUGACUACCAGGCGUGUUACUGCAGUCCACCGACUGUGAGGAAUGAAGAAACCAAGCAAUGCGUGGAGCUAUGCGACUGCCCGAGGAAACAUGUAACUGUGACGCCACGGACUCCAGUGACGCCAGUCACGAAAAGAACGCCAGUCACGCCGAGAACUCCGGUGACUCGAAGAACGCCUGUAACCUCUAGUUGUUAAACUUGGAAUUCAUUUCACUAUACAAACACACACACACACACACACACACACACACACACACACACACACACACACACACACACACACACACACACACACACACACACACACA
Molecule: messenger RNA, 817 nt
Organism: Leguminivora glycinivorella
Lineage: Eukaryota; Metazoa; Arthropoda; Insecta; Lepidoptera; Tortricidae
Exons: 3
Coding region: 310-705 (131 amino acids)
Source: RefSeq, a predicted model, not a curated record